This is a messenger RNA of Papilio polytes (common Mormon), 3085 nucleotides long. It is a transcript of the gene Aasdh, whose product is annotated as acyl-CoA synthetase family member 4. Gene Ontology annotation, molecular function: protein binding. The record is from RefSeq and is a predicted model, not a curated record. The transcript has 6 exons. Gene Ontology annotation, biological process: amino acid activation for nonribosomal peptide biosynthetic process. Lineage: Eukaryota; Metazoa; Arthropoda; Insecta; Lepidoptera; Papilionidae. The coding region runs from base 159 to 3047 and encodes 962 amino acids.
AUUUGUUUACCCAUAACAAAAUAUUGAAUAUGAUUUGAUUUCUAACUCUUUUUAAUAUGAACAAAAAAUAGUGUAAUGGCGAGUCGCAGAAAUUAUUUAUUUUAGUUUGUUUAGACAUAAAAUAAGUAAUCUAUUGGUAUCGUAGUAAUUUUCUCCCAAUGAAAUCCAAACGUGGUUUUUAUGAUGUUUUUGUUAAAACCUGUGCAGUUAAUCCUUCCAAAAAAGCCGUACGCCAAUAUAAAAAUGAAACCUAUAAUACUUACACAUAUUCAGAGUUAUUCGGCGUCUGUGAAUAUAUUUCUCAAAUUCUUUUACAACUAGAUUGUAAUAGAGAAGUUAUUGGAUUGGUAACUGACAGAAAUGUAAUAGUUCCUUGUGCUAUAGCUGCAGUCCAUAAGUGCUGUAACUCUUUCAUGUUCUUGGAUCCGGCUCAAAGUAUUGAAAAUGAAAUAAAUGAUAUUAAGUUAAAGAUUAUCAUCUCCAUACAAGAUACCAAUGAAGAUUACUCUAUGAAGUUAUGUGAAAAAAAACCUGAUAAAACUAUUGUUAUUUUUGAUUACACUAUUAACUUUUUUAAACAAGAGAGUAACAAUUUACUUACCAAGAAAUGGGUAAUGGAACAUUGUUUUAUUGCAUCAACUUCAGGAAGCACAGGAAAGAAGAAACAUGUCCAAGUACCAGUGCAAUGUAUUCAACCAAACAUAGAUGACUUAACUAAAUUGUUUAACAUAGAUUCUUCCGAUGUUAUAUACUUUUCAACACCAUUGACCUUUGAUCCAUCAAUGGUUGAAAUUCUCUUAGCUUUCAAAAAUGGUGCAUCACUUUUAAUUGCCCCUGAAUAUAUUGAUAUUUUGUUUCCUCAUAGAAAAGAGUAUUCAAUAACAGUUUGGCAAACUACACCAUCAAAAUUCUUCCAGCAUUCAAACUGUGAUAUUAAAAAUAAAAUUUUAAGUGCUGAUUCAACACUUAAGAUAUUAGCACUUGGUGGUGAGCCACUGAAUGGUGUAAGAAGAUUAAGGGAAUUGAAGCAUGUCAACAACACAUGUAGAAUAUUCACAUUGUACGGAGUUACAGAAAUGUCCUGUUGGGCUUGUGUUGCUGAGUUAGAUUUGAAUAAAAUAACCACAGACCGUGAAGUACCAUUAGGUAACUGCCUUUCGGAAACUCAACUACACAUUGAUUCUAAGAAUUCUAGCUUUAGUGGUUCUGGUAAAAUUAUAUUAGUAAGUAACACAAGAAAAUGUUAUAUUCUAAAUAACAAAAGACCAGGUUCAAAUGAAGAAUGCUCCCUCAAAUUUGUGGACACUGGAGACAUAGGAGAAGUGAGCAAUGGCACCGUUUACUAUAGAGGACGUAAAGAUGAUAUCAUUAAAAGAUUUGGUAACAAAAUCAAUCUACAAUACAUCGAAAACACUGUAAUGCAGUGCUCCGAAGUUAAAACAUGCUCUUGUAUUUGGUUGCCCAAAUUAAUGCUGCUCGUUUUAUAUUAUUCAUCAGAAACAAUCAAAAGCCAUGACCUUUCUAUACUUAUAAAAGGUAAGCUAGAAGAAAAACAUUGGCCAGAUAAAAUUAUCAAGGUUGAUAAUUUACCAACGAAUUUACAUGGAAAGACAUCUAAGCAGAUCCUAUCUACAAUGUUUGAGAAUGAUUUGAAUAAACCGACAAUCCCUGCAACGAAUGCAUUCUUAGAAGAACUCACUUCAAUGUUGAGAACAACACUACCAAUUGAAGAAAUAAAGAACAAAAAUUAUCAAUCAAUUGGAGGUACCUCUUUUCUAGCUAUUGCAAUGUGCAAUAAACUAUCACAUACAUAUCCUCAACUAGGCAAUUUUAUACUACCAUAUUUAAUAUCCAAUAACAAAACAAUUCAAGAUAUUGUACAACUAGUUGAAAAAGAUUAUUCUUAUGAGGAAAUGAAAUCGAAGAAAAGAACCAAAAAACCAGAUUUUAGAUCAAAAAGAUUAGCGUAUGCUUUAAGUGAAGUUUUAGAAUUGGAUAGAAAUCUUGUUGAAUUUCAAGAAUUAUGGAAAUUUGAUACAGGGAAAUGUGUUGAUGCGUCACCAACAUUAUGUUCAUAUAAAAAUAAGGUGUUUGUAGCCGUUUGCAGUCACUCUGGCAAAAUAGCCGUGAUCGAUACAGAGAGUGGAAGAUUACAAGGUCAGAUAAAACUGAAUUCCCGCAUAGAGGCGUCGAUACAUUGCUUCGACGGCGGAGUGCGCGGUCCUUGCGGCGUGGUCGGCUCCUAUGACGGAACUAUUGUUUGUUUCACCAUACACAAAUGUCAAGAAAUCUGGAGGACGAAUGUUAGAUAUAUGAUCAAAAGUAAAGCGAGCUACAUCCGAGGAGUAAUUUAUGUUGCUUCAUAUGACGGGAUCGUUCGAUGCCUUGAUGCUAUGAACGGUGAAAUAAAACAAACAAUUCAAGUGGCGGAACAAGCGAUAUCAGCGGACACAGUGUUGGCUAAGAACGGGUACAUAAUGGUGGGCACGCUGUCGGGCGUGUGCGCGGGCAUAGACACGCGGGCGCGGCGCGCGGCGUGGCGCGGCAAGCUCGCCAGCCCGGUGUUCGCGCGCCCCGCGCUAUACGACGAUGACAAGUACGUCGUAUUCGCGGAGGUCAACGGUGACGUGCAUUGCAGAACUGUAGAGAAAGGCAUCAAGGUGUGGAAAUAUGAAGGUGCAAGGGGUAACAUUUUUUCUUCAGUGUAUAUAAAAAAUUUGGAUGCAUUAACUUGGCAGUUUAUAUUUGGAUGUCACGACAAUGGAGUGUACAGCAUCACUGUGAAAAACUUUCGUUCAAGUUUACACUGGCGGACUGAGAUGACCUCACCGGUUUACGCUACACCCUGCUGUUUAGAUAACACUGCUAUUAUAGCAACAUCAACAAAUGGAAAAAUGUGCGUGAUAAGUACAGAUAAUGGCACCAUAAUAUCAGAAUAUCAAUUUCCAAAUGAGACAUUCUCAUCUCCAGCCGUUUCUAACGACAAAAUAUUCAUCGGAUGUAGAAAUGACUAUCUGUAUUGUAUUAAAUUUAAGUCAUUAAUAUAAAAACUAGUAUUAUUAUUUAUUAAAAUUGUAAAAUGAUU